Molecule: messenger RNA, 369 nt
Organism: Soboliphyme baturini
Lineage: Eukaryota; Metazoa; Nematoda; Enoplea; Dioctophymatida; Soboliphymatidae
Source: the annotation of a GenBank genome assembly
CUGUUUUCUCGUUUUCUUGCCCGUUGCUCUCUUCAGAUUAAGGGAGAGACAGUGGAGCAGCUGGAGAAGUUGAAGUACCUCGGAGUCAUAUUUACUAGUGAUGGAAAAUUUGAGGAGGACAUCGACUGGCGAAUUGGAGUAGCCAGUGGCGUUCUGCUUGAACUAGUCCGAUCCACUGUGAAUAAAGUAGAGCAGAGUCUGAAAACUAAGCACUCGGUAUUCAAUUCGAUAUUUACCCCCAUGCUGGUAUGCGGUCAUCAGUCGUGGACCGGGACUGAGAAUACUCAAACCUGGAUAGACGCUGCUGAAAUGGGCUUUCUGAGACGAGGCGCUCGCCUUGCGUGUCUCGAUUUGGUGUACCCAGCUUAG